AUGGACCGAGUGACCAGAUACCCCAUCUUCAGCAUCCCCCACUCACCAGGCAAGGCCGGCCUGGCCCUCAAUGGGGACACCAGCUACACAUUCCAGCUGGUGGAUGUGGAGCCCUCGGCCAGCCGCUGGGGCCCAGACAAGUCUAUAGUGCAGACAGCUAAUCGCAAGGCCCGGCUGGAGGUGUUGAGGACAGGGGCACCUUGCAGCCUGUGCACCUUCCCCAGCCAGGAGUCCUUUCAGCCAGAGGACGAUGAGGAUGAGGGGAAGGCCUACUACCUAGACACAAGGCCUGCCCUGCCCAGGCAGCCACAGGACCUGGAGAAGGAGCGCUGGGCAGUCAUCCAGGGCCAGGCGGUGAGGAAGAGUAGCACAGUGGCCACGCUCCACGGCACCCCUGACCAUGGGGACCCCGGGACCCCUAGACGACCUCAAUUCAUGGCCCUGGAGGACAAUGUGAUCGACAGGGAGCAGAUCGACUUCCUGGCAGCAAGGCAGCAGUUCCUGAGCCUGGAGCAGGCAAAUGCGGGGGUCCCUCAGAACCCCCCAGCUAGGGCGGCCCCGGUCUGUGCCCCACCCAGGGUCAGCCAGAUCCCCAAGACUUUAAACAAGCCACCCCUGGCCAAUGGGUAUGUUGCCUCAGUCAAGCCCCAGGUGAAGAAGGUGUUCAUGCAAGAGAAGAGCGUCCGCGGUCUGUCCACUGGGUCUGGCGUCCAAGCUGUGGACGGCCCUGGUUCCCAGCCCCAAGCAGGAUCACUGGAGGUCCCUAAGGAGACUCCCAUUGAGCGGGAGAUCCGAUUGGCCCAAGAGCGCGAGGAAGCUCUGCGUGAGGAGAGGGGGCUGCAGCGGGCGGUAAGCCAGCAGGAGCUGGUGGAGAUACCCACCCGGCCUCUGCUGACCAAGGUGAGCCUGACCACAGCCCCGCGGCGGGAGAGGGGGCGCCCGUCGCUCUAUGUGCAGCGCGACAUGGUACAGGAGACGCAGCGUGAGGAGGACCACCGGCGGGAGGGUCUGCAGACGGGCUGGGCGUCCACGCCCAACAGGGUUUGCGAGGGCUCUGAGCCGGGACUUAGGAGAGCACUCAGCUCAGACUCCAUCCUUGGCCUGGCCCCAGACGCCAGUGCAGCCAACCCUGCUCCAGAGCUGAGGAAGGUGAACCGCAUCCCGCCUGAUGCCUACCAGCCUUACUUGAACUCCGGGACCCCCCAGCAAAAUUUCUCAACCUUCCCUGCUUACGGCAAGCCUAGUGGUCUCUCUGCAGAUGCAGCCAAGGCGGUGGCCUCACCCAAGGCUACAGGGUCUCAGAGGCAUCUCUUGGAAUCCUCUGGAAAACCCUCAGGCACAAAGCAGGAGUUCUGGAAGCCCCCCAGGGGACCUCCACCAGCCAGUGGGGGUGUCGUGCGAUGGAAGUACUUCCGCCUGCGUCCCCUGAGGUUCAGGGUUCCGGAUGUGCCCCAGAAGGCUGAGGUCCCCAGAAUCUGGGGCUGGGAAGUGGCUGGGGCCCCCGUGUUGAGGCUACAAAGGUCCCAAUCCUCUGAGCUGCUGGAGAAGGAGAUGGAGGACGCCCUGAGGCGGGAGCGAGAGGUGGCCGAGGAGCGGCGCAACGCUCUCUUCCCGGAGCUCUUCGAGCAGCCAGACUGUGACCAAGACUCCAGGAGCUCCUCCCAGGCAUCAGGCAUCAUGGAUAGCUAUUCAGUGUCCGAGUCACACUUCGUCACCCCGAUCCACUUGCACUCGGGCCUGGUGUGGAAGGCAGAGGCCCCUGCCGAGGCUGGUCCUGGGCAGAGAAAGAAGAAGGAGCAGUGGUACGCCGGCAUCGACCCCAUGGAUCGCGUCAACUCGGAGGUCCUGGAAGCCACGCGGGUGACCCGCCACAAGAGCGCCAAGGCUGAACGCUGGGAAGCCGGUGUCUAUGCCAGCGAGGACGAGGACUAA
Molecule: messenger RNA, 1932 nt
Organism: Pteronotus mesoamericanus
Lineage: Eukaryota; Metazoa; Chordata; Mammalia; Chiroptera; Mormoopidae
Product: mitotic interactor and substrate of PLK1-like
Exons: 4
Coding region: 1-1932 (643 amino acids)
Source: RefSeq, a predicted model, not a curated record